CCUUACAGGCCCUUCGGCGCCUGCGUAUUCGUGAAGUGUGAGAAAAGCGCGCGACUGUUGGGACGGGAAAUCAGCCUUUCUAUUGGUCAGGGUUAGAAACCCCGCCUUUGAGUCAUUUUCAACCAAUGGAAGCGCGGCAUUCUUCAUUUAAACUGUCUAUAAAUUUCUGCUUAGUCAGAAUUAAGAGUGGCGCCAGGGAUUUGAACCUCGCUUACGAGAUUUGGUGAUCCAUCUUCAGAGUAUCGCCAGGAUUUUGAAUCGCGAUGAUCAUCCCUUCCCUAGAGGAGCUGGACUCCCUCAAGUACAGUGACCUGCAGAACUUAGCCAAGAGUCUGGGUCUCCGAGCCAACCUGCGGGCAGACAAGUUGUUAAAAGCCUUGAAAGGCCACGUUAAACAUGAGGCAAGAAAAGAAAAUGAGAAUCAGGAUGAAAGUCAAACUUCUGCAUCCUCUUGUGAUGAGACUGAGAUACAGAUCAGCAACCAGGAACAAGCUGAGAGAGAGCCAACUGGCCAUGUCACCAAAACAAGGAGAAGGCGCAGGACUGUCCGUGUGGACCCUGACUCGCAGAAUCAUGAAAAGCAGGAAAACCAGGAUCUCGGAGCUACUGCAAAUGUUCCUUCUCCACCAGAUGAGCACCAAGGAGCUGAGAAUGCUGUUUCCUCAGGUAACAAAGAUUCAAAGGUACUUUCAAAAAGAAAGAAAUCUGUCUACACAGAUGAGUCAUCCAAACCUGGAAAAAAUAAAAGAACUGCAAUCACUACUCCUACUCCAAACUUUAAGAAGCUUCAUGAAGCUCAUUUUAAGGAAAUGGAGUCCAUCGAUCAAUAUAUUGAGAGAAAAAAGAAACAUUUUGAAGAACACAAUUCCAUGAAUGAUCUGAAGUCAAGUGGUUUUAUUUAUACGCUAGACACAAGUUACUCUUGCCACAGUACUCAUGUCUUGUACUCUGCGGUCCUAUUUAGGUUUUCAGCUGCUACUAAAGAUAAUGAGCAUAAGCGUUCACUGACCAAGACUCCAGCCAGAAAGUCUGCACAUGUGACCGUGUCUGGGGGCACCCCAAAAGGUGAGGCUGUGCUUGGGACACACAAAUUAAAGACCACCAAGGGGAAUUCUGCUGCUGUUAUUACCCCAUUCAAGUUGACAACUGAGGCAACGCAGACUCCAGUCUCCAAUAAGAAACCAGUGUUUGAUCUUAAAGCCAGUUUGUCUCGUCCCCUCAACUAUGAACCACACAAAGGAAAGCUAAAACCAUGGGGGCAAUCUAAAGAAAAUAAUUACCUAAAUCAACAUGUCAACAGAAUUAACUUCUACAAGAAAACUUACAAACAACCCCAUCUCCAGACAAAGGAAGAGCAACGGAAGAAACGCGAGCAAGAACGAAAGGAGAAGAAAGCAAAGGUUUUGGGAAUGCGAAGGGGCCUCAUUUUGGCUGAAGAUUAAUAAUUUUUUAACAUCUUGUAAAUAUUCCUGUAUUCUGAACUUUUUUCCUUUUGUAAAUUUUUUUUUUUUGAUGUCUUCCCCACUUUAGUCACGAGAUCUUUUUCUGCUAACUGUUCAUAUUCUAUGUAGUGUCCAUGUAUGUAGUGUCCGUGGGUUCUUCAUGUGCUAUGAUCUCUGAAAAGACAUUAUCACCUUAAAGCUCACAUUCUUUGGGAUGGUUUUUACUUAAGUCCCUAUACAAUUCAGGUUUCUAAUGAGAUACAUCCUAAAAUUCUGUUCCUAGAUUUUUAAUGUCAAGUUCCCCCUGCUGGUUCUAAUAUUAACAGAACCGCAGUCUUCUGCUAGCCAAUAGCAUUUAUCUAAUGGCAGCUAGUUAUACAAGCUUCAGGAGAAUUUAAACAAUAACAAGAAUAGGGUAAGCUGGGAUAGAAAGGCCACCUCUUCAGUCUCUGUAGGAUAUAGUAACCUUUAUGAAACGGGGCCAUGAUUUGGUUAUGACAUCAAUAUUUUACCUAGGUGAAAUUGUUUAGGCUUGUGCAUCUUUGUUCAAAUAGCCUCAUGUAAUUGCCAUCUGUCACUCACUAUAUUUGCAUAAAUAAAACUCUACAACUCAUUCUAACAUUGCUUACUUGAAAGCUACAUAGUCCUAUCGAAAUGUGAGGAUUAAUGCUUUAAUGCUUUUAGAGACAGGGUUUCACUAUGUUCACCCACAUGCCCUGUGUUGAGGCUGGUCUCAAACUCCACCAAAUGUACUUAUUCAUUUUAUGGAAAAGACGAGGCUUUGCUUAGUAUCAUGUCCAUGUUUCCUUCACCUCAGUGGAGCUUCUGAGUUUUAUACUGCUCAAGAUUGUCAUUAAUAAAAUUUUUUCUCUUUGU
This is a messenger RNA of Mandrillus leucophaeus (drill), 2318 nucleotides long. RefSeq names its product nucleolar and spindle associated protein 1 (gene NUSAP1). The record is from RefSeq and is a predicted model, not a curated record. Gene Ontology annotation, molecular function: microtubule binding. NCBI's taxonomy places the organism in Eukaryota, Metazoa, Chordata, Mammalia, Primates, Cercopithecidae. The coding region runs from base 264 to 1442 and encodes 392 amino acids. Gene Ontology annotation, biological process: establishment of mitotic spindle localization; mitotic chromosome condensation; mitotic cytokinesis. The transcript is spliced from 10 exons. Gene Ontology annotation, cellular component: mitotic spindle; microtubule; nucleolus.